AUGCAAACUUUUCUAAAACCCGAAAAUGCCCUCAAAAGGGCCAACGAACUUCUCUCUAUAGGCCAGCAAGAUGCUGCGCUUCGCAUUCUCCACUCCGCCAUCGGCCACCGGCGGUUCAGGUCGCAGGGGUGGGAUGCUGUGCAGGAGGCCAUUAUGAUGCGCCAUGUGCAGCUGUGUGUGGAUGAGGGCAAGCUGCGCCUGGCGCGAGAUGGACUCCACCAGUACCGCAUUGUCUCCCAACACGCCAACACCCAGUCCCUCGGCAAAGUCGUCGCAGAGCUUCGCUCCAGAGCGGAGGCCAGACUUGCUGCUGCCAAGGCCAAGGCCGGAGACGAGGCGGUCAGCAGCAGCAGCAGCAGCAGCAGCAGCAGCAGCAGCAGCUGGAGUAGCAGCAGCAGCAGCAGCUGGUGUAGCAGUUUGAGUAGCAGGAGCAGGGGUAGUGGUGGCAGCAGUAGCAGCAGCAGCAGGGAUAGUGGUGGCAGCAGCAGCAGGUGCGGGGGGAGAAGCAUUGGUAGCUGCAGCAGCAGUUACAGCGGCAGCAGCAGCAGCAACAGCAGCAGCAGUAGCAACAGAAGCAGCAGUAGCAACAGCAGCAGCGAGAGCAGCAGCAGCAGCAGCGAGUCGGUUCUCGUGCUCAUCAGCGGCCCGAGAGACCUGUUGAGGAGCUGCAGCAGACUUUGCCCAGCAGUUUAG
Molecule: messenger RNA, 693 nt
Organism: Eimeria tenella
Lineage: Eukaryota; Apicomplexa; Conoidasida; Eucoccidiorida; Eimeriidae
Product: Eukaryotic translation initiation factor 3 subunit A, related
Exons: 3
Coding region: 1-693 (230 amino acids)
Biological process (GO): formation of cytoplasmic translation initiation complex; translation reinitiation
Cellular component (GO): eukaryotic translation initiation factor 3 complex, eIF3e; multi-eIF complex; eukaryotic translation initiation factor 3 complex, eIF3m
Molecular function (GO): translation initiation factor activity; mRNA binding
Source: RefSeq, a predicted model, not a curated record